Molecule: messenger RNA, 1281 nt
Organism: Thalassophryne amazonica
Lineage: Eukaryota; Metazoa; Chordata; Actinopteri; Batrachoidiformes; Batrachoididae
Product: putative nuclease HARBI1
Exons: 2
Coding region: 1-1281 (426 amino acids)
Source: RefSeq, a predicted model, not a curated record
AUGGACUUCAACUUCGACAUGGACAUGCCCAUGGGCAUAGAUGAAACUGAGGCCUUGCAUGAGGCAACAGGCACGAUGCUGCAACUUGGUCGAGGUGUACUCCAGAUCGUAGAAUUAUACAGAGAGCUAAUCCAGCCUAGGCAGGCAGCAGCUGAGGAGAGGAGGAGGAUGAGGAGAAGGCAGAAGAGAUGGUGGGUCAAAACUUGGCUGACAAGAAGGGUGGACCAGGGACAUUAUGACAAUUUGAUGAAGGAGCUUGAGCUGGAAGAUCCUGCAGCAUUCAAGAACUUUAUGCAAAUGGAGCCUGCAAUGUUCCAAGAGAUUCUGCAGAGGAUCACACCUAGGAUAGAGAAGCAAGACACCUUCUGGAGGAAAGCACUGGAACCUGGAGUCAAAUUGGCCAUCACCAUCUGCUUCCUGGCAACAGGCGACUCAUACAAGUCCUUGAUGUAUAACUUCCGAGUGCACACCUCCACCAUCUGCAAAUUCAUCCAGCCAGUCUGUGAGGCCAUCAUAGCAGAGUAUAGCGCCGAACUGGUAUGUUGUCCUAAAAGUCCACAAGCGUGGUUGCAAGUAGCUCAGGGGUUUGAAUCCAAGUGGAAUCUACCUCACUGCAUAGGAGCUAUUGAUGGAAAGCACAUUGCCAUGAAGUGCCCUAAGAAUGGUGGCUCCUCCUUCUACAACUACAAGGGGUUCCACGCCAUAGUCCUGAGGGCAUUGGUUGAUGCUGACUACAAGUUCCUGGCCCUGGACGUUGGUGCUUCAGGUUCUGGAUCAGAUGGUGGUAUCUUCGAGUGUACAGACCUGAAACGGUGCAUGGAAGAUGGAUCCAUUGGCCUACCUCCUCCUUCUCCGCUGCCUGGUGGUGACAGACCUGUGGGUUACUACAUUGUGGGUGACGAUGCAUUUCCACUGAAGACAUGGCUAAUGAAGCCGGUGCCUAGCAGAAACCUCAUCAUCGAAGACAGGAUCUACAACUACAGGCUGUCCAGGGCCCGGCGGGUGGUCGAGAAUGCCUUCGGCUUGCUGACUAGCCGAUUCAGAUGUCUCUUAACCACACUGCCACAAGAGCCCGACAAGCUGGAGUCCAUCGUGCUUGCCUGCUGUAUUCUUCACAACCUCAUGUGCACACGGUAUCCUGCCCUGCAGAAUGACAUGCUGGACAGGGAGGAUCCAGAGACCCACAACGUAGUCAACGGGCCUUGGCGAGAAUCCACAGCAGCACUGUUGUCCCUGGAGUCUUGGAUGGGCAGUCACAACGCUUCACAUCAGGCCAGAUAA